Molecule: messenger RNA, 252 nt
Organism: Symbiodinium sp. CCMP2456
Lineage: Eukaryota; Dinophyceae; Suessiales; Symbiodiniaceae
Source: the annotation of a GenBank genome assembly
GUCACAUCUUCCAAGACGUCGGUCGCCCCGACAGAAAUCAAGGAGGAACUGGACGACGACAAGAAUCGCUUUCACAUGAUGCUCUCCAACCCGGACUUUAACACCGUCAUCGACUUGGAUCCUACUCCACCGUCACCACCUCCAGCCAAGCGGCCACGCUCUACGACAACGGACGAGACUAUGAAUGAUGACAACGAGAUGGAUAUCGCAGAGGAGAUUCUUCCUCGUGUCGGUGUGAAUCCGGAAGAUUAA